AUGGCAGCUCAAGAGCGAGUAGGCACAUCGAUACAGGCUUCAGAAGCUGGGCCAGAUCUACCGAAAAAUGCAUUUCGUCUGGCGCAAACGACCCAGCUCGAUGCAUUGCUCACUAUCGUGCGAGACCAAAGGACGAGCCGAGGCGACUUUAUCUUCUACUGUGACAGGAUUUUCCGUCUGCUCGUCGAAGAGGGACUCAAUCACCUGCCUGUAAUCGAAAAGCAAGUCACCACGCCGACCGGUCAGACUUACAAUGGUGUCGGCUUCCAAGGCGCCAUUUGUGGCGUGUCCAUCAUGCGCGCAGGUGAAGCGAUGGAGCAAGGCUUGCGUGAAUGCGCAAGAUCAGUGCGGAUUGGCAAGAUCUUGAUACAACGGGACGAGGAGACGGCGCUACCCAAGCUCUUCUAUGCAAAGCUACCAGAAGAUAUCUCAGAGCGCUACGUGCUCUUGCUCGACCCCAUGCUGGCGACGGGUGGAUCUGCAAUCAAGGCCAUCGAGACGCUGCUCGAGUACAAAGUAGCAGAAGAGAGGAUCCUCUUCCUCAACAUGCUCUCGUCGCCCGAAGGUCUGCGGAAAGUCUGCGAGGCCUUUCCCAAAGCUCGCGUCAUUACGGGCUGGAUCGACCGCGGGCUCGACGAAAAGUCGUACAUCGUGCCCGGCAUCGGUGGUGAGUCGCUUCUUUCGUUCAAUCUCACCAAUACUGAAGAGGAAUUGUCAGACGCGGGCGACCGCUAUUUCACCUAGCAGACAUCUCAUGGCUGUUGUUGUA
Mixia osmundae IAM 14324 is the source of this 769-nucleotide messenger RNA. RefSeq lists its product as uncharacterized. The coding region runs from base 1 to 744 and encodes 247 amino acids. Lineage: Eukaryota; Fungi; Basidiomycota; Mixiomycetes; Mixiales; Mixiaceae. The transcript is spliced from 4 exons. The record is from RefSeq and is a predicted model, not a curated record.